UGUAAACAAAGCUGACAGCUAUUUAGUUAGCUGUUAACUACAUCCGAAUGGAUGCUGUACCAGUCGUGUAAAACAGGCUAGUUAUUUGCCGAUAUCGUGUAUUUAUCAAUAAUACAGCUAACCAUUUUGUUUUAUAUAAAAAUCGUUUCGUUGAAAUCGAUAUUUUCCCUUGCGUUUGCUCACCAAGCUGACGUUAGCUGCCUUCCUUUUUCUUGUUAGGAAAAGGCUAACGUUUGCACAAGGACGUUAGUGCUAGCGUUAACGCUUGCGAAGUUAACGUCAAAUCGAGUAUUAUUACCCGAAUUCAACGGAUUGUGAGUGAACAGCAGUCCCCGGUUCUUGUUUUUCGACUGCAUUUGCUGUCUGGCGGCAGAAAGAGCGAGAGUUCGUCCAUUUUGGCAGGACAACAAUGUCUACAUCCAACGCUAAUUUCAAAAACAAGUGUGUGACACAGGUGAACUGCAUCUUUUGUGACAGUCGGCUUUGCACGAGAGGCAUGAAAGCAGUGCUUCUUGCAGACACUGAGGUUGAGCUUUUUUCGACUGAUAUACCUCCCAAUAGAACUGUUGACUUUGUGGCCAGCUGCUACUCUACUGAAAGCUGCAAAUGCAAACUGAGAGACAUCGCAUGUCUCAAGUGUGGUAAUGUUGUGGGCUAUCAUGUUGUGGCACCCUGUAAACCCUGCCUGCUCUCCUGUAACAACGGCCAUUUCUGGAUGUUCAACAGCGAUGCCGUAUCUACUCUCAACAGACUAGAUGUGACCGGUCUAAAUCUGCUCCUGUGGGGAGAUCUUCCUGAACUGGAUGAGAGCGACAACGAAGAGUCAGAAAGCCCAUCAGAGGAGGAGUGUAUUAGGUAGAGAGGGAAACGGACAAUGCGAGAGACCUGGAACGCCAACAUUUGAGGUGGAGCUGGAAGAGUGAUUAAACCAUGCUUAAGAUGAGACAGAAAAGAGACGUUUUAAAGGGGCAUUUUAAUAAUGAAACAAAUCGGGCAGAAAAGUGCUGUUUGUGCUGCUCAGCAUGGGUUGAAAGCUGAAACCAUAGUGCACCUCUGCCCACACCCCGAUCAGUGAGGUCACAGCAGGUGUUUUGCCUAUGACCGCGGAUGGAGAACACCUGCUGUGACCUCACUGAUCGGGAUGUGGCCAGAAACACAACAUGCUCCAAAGUCAGAACCCACAGAGAACAGUGCGGCACACGUUUCUCGGCCCAAUGUCAUUUAGUGUUGAAUUACACUUUAACCUGUGACCAUUCCUUUCCCCAUCACUUUCCACCGUCAAAAGCACAGACGCACAAAAUGUUGCACAUAUUCUUUACUCUCUUUUUCUCUUCUUUGUAUAUUUGCAUGGGCUACUGUAAAACACGUGGCUGAAGUAGACCGAAAACAACAACAAACAACUAGACUCCUUAAUCUAGUGCAUUCUACUUUUCCUCACGGAGCUCAUGCUUUUGAUCGGCCUCAUGAGAAGUUGGGGGUGUGGUAUGAUAAGUCCAUGGAGCUUAUCAGCGAAUGCUGUGCUUUUCUUUUCUUUUUUUACCGCUGUUAAAGUUCAGUCCAAUUUUUAGAUAAGAUGACCACAAAAUGCUUACCUUCAUUUUAAUGGCAGUAAUAAUCUGUACAUUGAAUAUGCUGUAAUAAGCAAAAACUUAUGUCUUAAAGGCUUAUAUUCUCUCUGUGUGGCUGGGUGCUGACUGAAAGCUGGAGUGCUUUUUGAAUCCUUUGGUAUUGGAGAAAUAGCACAAUGAUUGAAUAAUAUAAAUAAAUAUAUUUAUUAUUGUUAUUUGAUUUAAUUUUGACGAUCUGAUGUUCCAUCAGUGAUACACUUUGAUAUGCUUAUACAGUGUUUGUUACACACUUGAUGGCAGCAGUAUGAAUAUGACUGUAGCAGUAUCUGAUACUAACAUACUAACUUAUGCAUAGGGUGUGCUUCCACAAAGGCCUGGAGCAGCUGAAUCUGAACGUUUAGUUUCUUGGUAAGAGCUCCAAUCAAGUAAUACAUUCCCAGAUUGAUGAUAUAGGAAAGUUAGAAGGGGAGCUAACAAAGGUGCACUUUUGCAUCGAUGUGGAUCAUUAAGCAAAAUUAUGAAAACAUGAGUGCUGAAUGGAUUUCUGUGUCCACGCUCUGUUUUUGUUACAUUACUGUUCAGUUUCAUGUAGCAGCAUAAUUGUAGCACCUGCAAAGAAGAAAAAGUAAACUCCAAAGAAUCACGGAACAUGUCAGUAUUGAACUUAUGGACCGGCUACCCCAAAAAACAAAAAAAAGAUAGUUUUGUCAUUUUAGGCCAUGUUAUUGAAUGGCAUUUGAACAUUUUAAGUAAUCUGUUGUGAUGUUCAGCUGAAAUCAGUGGAGCUGACCAUAAAACUCUUAACCCUCAAUAUUCUAUUGGCCUUACUGAUGCUGUGAUUGCUGACAAUGAACCUUAGUUAAGCUGUGGACUCGAGGUGGAUGCUGUUUGUUAGUUGGUCAUCACCAACUCAGCCUGUUGUGCCUGUCACAAGGUUCAACAUCCUCCAGUCACAAGCGACUUUACUCAAGUCAGUCCUUUUUUGGCAGUGCCAUCCUUCUGCUCCUGUUAUUGUUUCACUGCUGUGCCCUGCGGAUACUAUGAUCCUGUCUUAAAGUAACAGUCCUUCUGUGAGUGAAUAAGAUUUGCUUGCAUUGUUGGUAAACAUAUAAUUUCCCUUCUUACCUGAAGGAAAAGGAUAAAGGAAGUGGGUAUUUUUUAACUUUAAUCGACCUCUGUGUUUAUCUAUGCUAUAGCCUUUAGUUUAGUAAAAUACAGAGUAGGAAAAUAAUGUCCCGAUUUUCACGUCCUUCACCAUAAAGUCAUAACUGACGGUCUGAUACACUUGCACACCAAAUACUGUUUAUGUGGUAAACUGAUAGGAUACAGUUAAGCAGCUGGGUAUUUAUUAAAUCCACAAAACCAAAUAUCUAUAACCACAUACUUCCUUUUUUUUUUACAAAUGCAUUGGUUUGUAUUGUGCUACAGUACUUAUGCUUUUUUUUGUUCAGGUAUUUAAUAUUUCAUUUGUGGUGUAGUGCUUUGAUUUGUAUAUUAAAGAUUGGAUGUGUACAGUUUUACCUCGAGAAGGUAUCACCUGCGAGCUUCCUCUGGCUAGGACAAUUGUCAUGAUAAUCAUAAACACAUUUAUUUAAAUGGCUGUUUCUGACGUGAAUAACUUUUAUUAACAUGACCUGCUGAAAAGGUAUAUUUUGGAAUUGCACUGAAACUGCUUUGGUAGUUUGAAAAAAAUGAUUUGUUGUUUUGUAUGCUUGUAAAUUAAUAAACUUUUUUUUUUUUUUCAAAAUA
Cottoperca gobio is the source of this 3317-nucleotide messenger RNA. RefSeq names its product protein FAM72A. The record is from RefSeq and is a predicted model, not a curated record. The transcript has 4 exons. Bases 410 to 859 code for a protein of 149 amino acids. Gene Ontology annotation, cellular component: cytosol. NCBI's taxonomy places the organism in Eukaryota, Metazoa, Chordata, Actinopteri, Perciformes, Bovichtidae.